AUCAGCUUCAGUGGCAUCUUCUCCCCACUCCUCUCUUCAGGACGUUUUAUUCCUCCUCCCACCUCCUCCACCUCGAGCCUCCCCUCGUCCCGCCUCUCAUGGCGUGUCUUGCUCGCGUGCUGCUGCUGGCAGCGCUGGCGGUGGGGCUGCUGGCGGCGUCGGUGAGUGGAGCGAGGGACAUAGUCCCAAGGGCGGCAGGCAAGGGCGUGGGCGGGCAGCAGAGGAAGGGCGGUCGCAUUCUGGCCGCUGAGACCUUCUCUCACCACGACACACUGCCGGACUACCUCUCCCACAUCCCUCGCCGCAAGGCCCUCGCCACCACGUGUGGGGGGUCGACGGUGACGGUGCGGUCGCAGUACCUGGGGCCGUUCGACCUGCACAGCUACAUUUUCAACAUGACGUUCUACAACGGGUGCGCGUACAACGUCACCAGCCCGCUGGUCGUGUUUAACUGCUUCGAGUUUGGCACCCUGUGGGACGGCUUCCUGGAGAACCCCGCGCCCAACCCCACGCAGUACCAGACAGGCCCCAUCUUCGGGCAAACCCUGCCGGGGUACUGCGAGAUGUGGAUGAACCGCGGGGCCGCUGGCAAUGUGCAGAUGUUCCCCGGGGAGACGGUGAACAUUCUGUAUGCGUGGGCGUAUGACUUCCGCCCCUGCAUUGAGGAGCUUCACUUCAGCAACAGCAACAGCUACAUCAGGGGCAACAACACCUGCGUCCCUGCUGCCACCAUCUAGAGCUUCCAUGCAAAUUGGUGCUGACUGUGCUGCUGAUUCUGCAUCUGAGUUGCAUCUGUUAGUGUUCCUGGUGGCCUUUCAGUGGCUGCUUGCUUCCUCUGUAGCAGGCUUGAGUUCUGGAAGGAUGGGAUGAGAUGAGAGGUUUGAAGGGCAGAUUUUGGAAUGGGGGAGGGAGAUUUGGGUAAUGGUAAUAAAGUAUGAAAGAGGCAGGAUAUUUCAUGUAACCUGCACAUGGAUAAAGUCAAAUUUAUUAUGACCCCACAAUCAUGUUAGCC
Messenger RNA from Closterium sp. NIES-67, 1012 nucleotides. The record is from the annotation of a GenBank genome assembly. NCBI's taxonomy places the organism in Eukaryota, Viridiplantae, Streptophyta, Zygnematophyceae, Desmidiales, Closteriaceae.